AUUUCAUAUCUUCUUCCAACAGGAUGAAAGUUUUGGCAACUAUUGUGUUGGCAUUAUCAGCAGCAGUAGUGGCAUUACAGGAAGCGCCUUUUGUGAUGACAGAGGGCGGCAUGAUCUCCGGCCUGAUUCAAAGGUCCACCAGGAGCAGAACCUUUUACUCUUACUACAACAUUCCCUUCGCCAAGCCUCCUCUUGGCCACCUCAGGUUCAAGGACCCAGUGUCACCUGAGCCAUGGGUAGGAGUGAAGGACGGGUCAAAGAUGCCCAAAUCAUGUCUUCAAGUUCCUUUUGGACCUGCAAACCAGGGAAUAAAGGUGACUUCUAGUGAGCUCCUAGGUUCCGAGGACUGCCUGUACCUCAACGUCUUACUCCAGCGUUCUAUACUAGAGAGGCAGUCAGGAGACAGUCAGGGACAGUCGCGCGCGGUUGUGCUCCGUCAAAAACUGCGUGUCUUGAAAGAUAAAGACUCCGAGCCCGAGCUUCCAGUGAUGGUUUGGAUCCACGGAGGAGCUUUCUUCUCUGGGGGCGCGUUCGAGUACAUGCCACGAUGUUCUUCUUAUCAAAAACAGCUGAUAGUGUUUCUUAAGCCCAUCGGAAUUGCUAAGCGAAAACCUGGGACUGUUGCUGAGUUAUCGCUACUAUCGUACUUCCAUUCAAAUGCUAAAGGAUUGUUUUCCCGGGUUAUCAUGCAGUCCGGGUCAGCUCUGUCACCCUGGGCAACUGGAUGGAAGUUCAGGGAGACAGCUGAGGAGAUAGGACAAACGAUGGGAUGCCCGGUCAGUCAGGACAGUCAGGCACUAAUUGACUGUCUGCAGAAGGUCGACGGACACAAGCUGACAGUUGUGGUACAAGACUACUUUCAAUGGCACAUCUUACCAUUGAUCUUCGGUCCUCGGGUGGAUGGAGACUUCAUCCCUGAUGACCCUGCAAAGUUGGUCCUUGAAGGAAGAUACCACAAGGUGGACCUGAUGGCCGGAGUGACUGGAGACGAAGGUGCCUUCGCUACUCAUGCCAUGUUUGCCAAUAGAAACCUGAUUAAUGAUCUAAAGGCCAAUUUCACAACGACUGGUCCUGCUAGUAUACAACUGAUGGAGGCAGUGGACGGGGAAGACGUGGUCGAGAUGGCGAGGCGAGUGUACUUUUACUAUCUAGGGAAAGGACUCAACAUAGACGAGGAUCACAGUGAAGCCCUCACACAACUGUACAGCGAUAUUCACUUCAUGGUGGAUUACGACCUUGUGACGCAGUACUACGCCCAUCACGCUCACCACCGUAACACUUACCGCUAUGAGUUCCAGUACAGGGGCGAGCUCUCCUUUGGUGACCUGUUUGAUACGAACGUCGGUAAACACUGUAAGUAUGAAUGUAUGAAACUAAGUCAACUGGCUAACAAGAACCAUGAUUAUCUAGCAGGCUACGGCUUAGGAUAGCCUGCCUGAGUUUGCCAUCCUCUGUUGGCAACGAGUAAUUUAUUUUUGAUUCUACAUAUAAGUAGUUGGAAACUGUCACCAUCGAAUAUCAUGUCAUUUUUCUUUUGCUCGUUGAAAAUUUUUAAUAUUGGUUUGCAAUAUUUCUAUGGCUUUUACUGACGCAAAUUUUAUACCUUAUUUGUAAUCGCCCGUAAAGCACGAUAAGCAGCUGUGGCUAGUGUAUUAGUUUCUCUACUGUAGGGAUAAUAAAGAGUAAAGGUAUGUGAGGGAAAAGUUCAAUAGAUAGGAGUAGCGAGGGAGUGUAUAGUAACAAUAGUUUCAUUGCCGGCUACUUGUUAAUUUAAGGUAGGGUAAGUCCCACUCCCGCUUCCCCCCCCCCUUUUUCCCCCUCCCCGAAAGUGAUAGUUUGAUUGCCGGCUGCUUGUUAAGGUAGGGUCAGUCUAGCUCCCUCUAUCCCUUCCCCUC
Molecule: messenger RNA, 1895 nt
Organism: Cherax quadricarinatus
Lineage: Eukaryota; Metazoa; Arthropoda; Malacostraca; Decapoda; Parastacidae
Source: RefSeq, a predicted model, not a curated record